Molecule: messenger RNA, 377 nt
Organism: Selaginella moellendorffii
Lineage: Eukaryota; Viridiplantae; Streptophyta; Lycopodiopsida; Selaginellales; Selaginellaceae
Exons: 2
Coding region: 16-339 (107 amino acids)
Source: RefSeq, a predicted model, not a curated record
GCCGUCUUCAUCGGAAUGAACUCAAAGCUAAGCCCGGUACGCGGCGUUUCGGCGUCAUCGAUGUGGGAGAGGCUCGACUCGAAUACCGAGAGCGUGGCAGUCUGUGUUCUUCCGCUGGCGAUGAAGGUAACUUUGUUUCCCAGUGAUGCGAGCUCUGGACUGACAAUCGAAGCAUUGGGGAUAUGUGUCCGUAGAGCGGCAGUGGAACCACAACCAAGUGUGGAGAAGCCAUGGAAUGCGAUGGGAGGACGAUCAUCGGGCUCACGACUUAACAGCUGGCCUUCACUCGGUGUGCUUUGGCCAACCACAUUUAUUCGAGGAGAGAAAUGCGUUGUCUGACAUGUUUCGAGGCUUUUACCGAAAAAGUUGGCUAGGAC